This is a messenger RNA of Musca domestica (house fly), 522 nucleotides long. RefSeq lists its product as uncharacterized. NCBI's taxonomy places the organism in Eukaryota, Metazoa, Arthropoda, Insecta, Diptera, Muscidae. Bases 1 to 522 code for a protein of 173 amino acids. The transcript is spliced from 2 exons. The record is from RefSeq and is a predicted model, not a curated record.
AUGUUAUUUGCAGUGCAAAAUGUGUACACAACCCAACCUGAAAAUAGCGUUUUGAAUUUAUUAAUGGAAAUGCGUGCUGAAAUAGCCUCAUUAAAAAAUGAGGUUACAGACUUGAAGAAGGAAAUCAAGGACAUGAAGGAGACUACAAAGCGUCAAUUUGUCAAAUUAACGGAAGAAGUUUUUACCGUCAAAUUAGAGGCACGCAAACAACAUGGAUUAGAUAUGGUAAUAGACGAACUUAAUGACACUCACAAAUUUCCGUUCAACGAGGUAAAGGAUUUGCAAGCCUUCGAUGAAUUGGUGCAGCAAAAUGAAACGAUACUUAAACAAUUUAAAGAAUUUAUUGCAAAAACCGGCGGUGAAGGACCCCCUCAAUUCCUUCGGGCUGCCGUUCGAAAGAUUUUUUCUGACAAUUUAGCAAGCCAAUACAGCUGGAAGGGCACCAGUGUAAAGCGAAGUGCAGAAAAGUGUUAUUUAGUGACAGUAAUCAAAAGUAAGUUUGUGUUUUUAACACGUAUAUAA